GGGCUGCAGCGUCUGUCCUGUCCCUCUCUCUCCCACCCGCCGGCGCUUCAUCAGCAGGCUCCACACGUCGCUGGGAACGAGCCUGUUUUUUCCUGUUCCCGAGGAAGCGGCGAUGACUGUGAUGCUCAAGGACGAGCCCGGGCCUCCCACUCCCCCCUCCCUUAGCAGCACACACAAACUUACCUAAGCUCUCCUCUUCAGGGGCGCUGCCUGAGCAGCUUUUGGUUGGCUGGAGGCUGGAGUGAUGCUGGGUCCCCCUCCCCGCUCUCCCGCCUCCCGGCCCAUAUAAAGCGCGGCUCCGCGCCGCUGUCGCAGCCGCCAGCCCGGGACCGCGGGGCAGGUGGUGCCCGCAGCCGCCUGUUGCAGCCCCUGGCACCCUCGGGGAGGAGCCGAUGAGUUGCUGGAUGCCUGGGUGCCCAGCUCUCAGCAUGUGCCGGGGCUUAGCCGCGCUGCCCAUCACUUGCCUGGAAAGAGCCAAGGAUCUGAAGACCCGCUUGGGCAUCCUGCUUCAUAAACCCGAGCCGGGACACAAGAGUGGGAGCUCCAGCAAGCUGCAGCUGGGCUCGAGGCGCAGAAACUCCUCCCAAGAAGUGCUGGAAUGGAGGGAGUCCUUUGACCAGCUCCUCAAGAGCAAAAGUGGGGUGAAUGCAUUCCACACCUUCCUGAAGACUGAAUUCAGCGAGGAGAACCUCGACUUCUGGCUGGCAUGUGAGGACUUCAAAAAGACCCGGUCGAAAACCAAGCUGGCCUCCAAAGCCAACAGGAUCUUUGAGGAGUUUGUCCAAAAUGAGGCGCCCAGGGAGGUGAACAUCGACCACGAAACCAGGGAGAUCACCCGCAAGAACCUCUCGGGGGCCACCUCGGCCUGCUUCAACGAGGCGCAGGCCAAGACGCGCACGCUGAUGGAGAAGGACUCCUACCCCCGCUUCCUGAAAUCCGCCUCCUACCAGGACAUGACCAAGCAGGCCGCCAGCCGCGGCGCCAGCAAGCGCUCGCACACCUGACCUGGGCCGGGGGACGAGCCGGGGGGGACGAGCCAGGGGGCCAGGCACGGGGUGGGACACGGAUUGUGUGUGAGGGCCGAGGCCCGUGUGGCGGGGGUCCGGCUGAAGCCGUGGGGUUUUGGCAGGAUCCCCUGCGCCCUCAGCGCUUCAGGAGCUGCCAGAGCCACAUUCCUCCCUCCCCGGGGUGGAGCCCUCACAGCUCGGCCGGAGACCGGCAGCGCUGCAAACACGGAGAGAAAUGGGGUUUGGGCUGUGAGUGCAGCUCAAACUCAGCUCAUGGAUUGCCCUGAGCACCCAAACCCAAGAGCUCCCACCUGCUCUCUGACCGCCACAGGCUGUGGGGCCAGCACAGGACCUGCCGCUCCUGCUCACAGGGAAUGGCCAGGAUAAAAACCCCGAGGCUACGUGGCAAUUUCAGCUGGAGGGAUCCUGCAUCUGCCUUCUCCUGACCCCAAGAUCCCCAGCAUCCUGAAUGCUUCAUGAGCUGCCAGACUCACAUUCCUCCCUCCCCGGGGAUGGGAGCCCGGAGCCUCCCCUCACAGCUCGGCCGGAGACCUGCAGCGCUGCAAACACGGAGAGAAAUGGGGUUUGGGCUGUGAGUGCACCUCAAACUCAGCUCAUGGAUUGCCCUGAGCACCCAAACCCAAGAGCUCCCACCUGCUCUCUGACCGCCACAGGCUGUGGGGCCAGCACAGGACCUGCCGCUCCUGCUCGCAGGGAAUGGCCAGGAUAAAAACCCCGAGGCUACGUGGCAAUUUCAGCUGGAGGGAUCCUGCAUCUGCCUUCUCCUGACCCCAAGAUCCCCAGCAUCCUGAAUGCUUCAUGAGCUGCCAGACUCACAUUCCUCCCUCCCCGGGGAUGGGAGCCCGGAGCCUCCCCUCACAGCUCGGCCGGAGACCUGCAGCACUGCAAACACGGAGAGAAAUGGGGUUUGGGCUGUGAGUGCACCUCAGACUCAUUCAGAGAUGGAUUCCCCUGAGCACCCAAACACAAGAGCUCCCACCUGCUCUCUGACCAGCAGAAGCAGCCGCCAGCUGCGGGGCCAGCACAGGACCUGCUGCUCCUGCUCACAGGGAAUGGCAAGAAUAAAACCCCCGAGGUUACAUGGCAAUUUCAGCUGGAGGGAUCCUGCUCCUGCCUUCUCCUGACCCCAAGAUCCUCCAGCUGUGUCCUAUGCAUGCUCUGCAUCGAAGCUUUCCACCUCCUUCCAGUGCAGUGACAUUUUCAUCCCUCGCUUGAGCUCCACGACCUUCAGAUUGCACCUAAUCUUAGGUCACGUGCGUGACGUUUUAUCCCUGUUACUGUUAUUUAUUUCAUCAUUCUUGUUAUUAUUAUUAUUAUAGCUAUAUUUAUUAGAGGAGCACUGCUGAAAGCACACACGUGUAUCCCUUGCUCCGAGGAGCUUGUAAAUUAAAUUAUUUUAGCUGUUGUAGCACUUGGCAUGCUUCCCACCUUUUCUGUGUAAUAAUUUGAGAGGACCAGACAGAUUUGUAGCACAAUUUUGGAGCAAGGUACACCAGUAGCAGCAGGGAGAGCUGCUAGAGAGUUUGGAGGGCAGUGCAAGGAUGCUUUGCAGCCCAUGUUGUUCCCUCUCUCCCCUUAAAGAAGUGGAAGGCAUCUCAGCAGCUUGUCCUAGGCAGGGAACAGAGAGGUCAAACAGGUACUUUGGUGAGCAACUCUAUGGAAAACUUGAUUUUCACAUCUGGGAGAGAAAACCCAGGGCUUUGCCUGGGUUUGUAAUUGGGCUUGGUGUUCCCUUGGAUGGUGAAACCAGUCUGCAGCCACAGCACUUUACCAGAAACCCAUGGAGUGAGCAAAACCAUCCCGUGAAUUCAGUGACUUGGGGGCAGCUCUUCAGAAAGUCCCUCUCAGCAGGAAUUUUGGGGUCCUGGAGAGGUGUGGGUCCCACUUGGCAGCAGUGGUGGGUGGGUGGGUGAUGUGGAGCCUGUGCUGGGUCCUGGGGAAUGUGCCACCAGCACUGCUCCUUGCUGAGGGCUGCUUUCCAGGGCUCUGUUUAUCCCCAAAGAACAAACCUGGAGAUCCUUAUCCCACUGGUACUCACUCCUUGCCAAGGGAACUCUCUUUUGCCCCCCUGUCUCAGCAACAUCAGAGCACAGCAUCCUUUGGGCUUUUCACAGCUGCUUGAGCAGAGCAAGGGACCAAAGACCAGUUUGGGGAUGUUACUCCGAGCCCUCUUCCACCACCCCCAUCCUGGCCCCACCACUGAGCCUCUGGCUGUUGUCCUGGCUGUGUUUACAGGGAGAUAUCAGCUGCUUUCUUAUUUAUUAUUUAUUUUUACAACUGGAAGCACCUUUGCUGUGUUACUGAAGCGAGCGAUGCACAAUGGUCUGUUCUCAUUGCUGACGUAACGUUGUCAUUCCAAAAUAAAAUAAAAUAAAAUGUAAAGAGCAAAAUA
Molecule: messenger RNA, 3420 nt
Organism: Haemorhous mexicanus (house finch)
Lineage: Eukaryota; Metazoa; Chordata; Aves; Passeriformes; Fringillidae
Product: regulator of G-protein signaling 16-like
Exons: 5
Coding region: 393-1004 (203 amino acids)
Source: RefSeq, a predicted model, not a curated record